AUGGCAGGGCCAUAUUUGUCACCCUUGCCGGGUGAUUUGCUGACGGAGUACAUGUUUGGGCGGCGAAGACAAAGACGCAAUAGAACGACGUUCACACCUCAACAGCUGAGCGAACUAGAAUCGUUGUUUCAGAAAACUCAUUACCCUGAUGUGUUUUUAAGAGAGGAGGUUGCAUUGAGGAUAAGUCUGUCGGAAGCGAGAGUGCAAGUAUGGUUCCAAAAUCGUAGAGCGAAGUGGCGAAAACAGGCACGACUGCAACUUCUUCAAGACGCGUGGAGAAUGCGUUGUCUGGGAUUAGGGACUCCACCUCUUGGAAUGCCUGGUCACGGUAAACCUCCUGACUCUUCACCAGAACGCACUGAUUCGCCAUCGAAUAAAUCACCCGAACCUCACCUAGAAAAUAACGGCGAGCUCAAGUCCCCUCGACCGGAAAUGUAUAAUGGCGGCAUGCAGGAACACCCACCGCAAAUGCCACCACACGAAAUGCCACCUAUGCCUUACCCAACCGAAGAUGGAAGGAUGAUGCAACAACCAUACUUUUCCCCCUUAAUGAUGCCUCCCAUAGACAGCACAGACAUUGUUCCAACAGACCUACGAGUCCCAACAAAGAACAAUUGCCAUUGUGUACCAGAAGAGCCACAAAACUUAGCAUAUCGCCCGAGAAGAGACAAAGAGAGUGACAGUGACAGCGACUCAGAAAUAGACCUUACGUCUCACUCCAAAGACGACGAUCUGAGAGAGUCAGAGAGACUAGCUAAUCGAAUAGCGACAAGUAUAUUUCGCAGUGACACCGUGCUUCACGAUUUAGUACCGAAUGACCUCAGUAUGGGAACAGCGAAAAAUAUACCUAAUGACCGUAAUAUGAGAAGUAACAUCAUGUGA
This is a messenger RNA of Pieris macdunnoughi, 882 nucleotides long. The record is from the annotation of a GenBank genome assembly. Lineage: Eukaryota; Metazoa; Arthropoda; Insecta; Lepidoptera; Pieridae.